Messenger RNA from Ipomoea triloba (trilobed morning glory), 333 nucleotides. Its product is annotated as PHD finger-like domain-containing protein 5B. Lineage: Eukaryota; Viridiplantae; Streptophyta; Magnoliopsida; Solanales; Convolvulaceae. The record is from RefSeq and is a predicted model, not a curated record. Gene Ontology annotation, cellular component: catalytic step 2 spliceosome; U12-type spliceosomal complex; precatalytic spliceosome. Gene Ontology annotation, biological process: mRNA splicing, via spliceosome. The transcript has a single exon. The coding region runs from base 1 to 333 and encodes 110 amino acids.
AUGGCCAAGCAUCAUCCUGAUCUGAUCAUGUGCAGGAAGCAGCCAGGAAUAGCCAUUGGACGGCUUUGUGAGAAAUGUGAUGGGAAAUGUGUCAUUUGUGAUUCUUAUGUUCGGCCUUGUACACUUGUUCGUGUGUGCGAUGAAUGCAACUAUGGUUCUUUUCAGGGUCGCUGUGUCAUCUGUGGAGGGGUUGGAAUUUCUGAUGCUUACUACUGUAAGGAGUGUACUCAGCAGGAGAAAGAUCGUGAUGGUUGUCCUAAAAUAGUCAAUCUUGGAAGUGCCAAAACUGAUCUCUUCUACGAGCGCAAAAAAUAUGGUUUCAAGAAAAGAUGA